UCUGCUAAACUCAAAUAUGGCGGCGUUUUUUCCCUUAUGUUUGAUAAUGUGGUGUUUGGCCUAUACAAGAUGCGAAAGCUGUGUGACCGAGAGCAAAUUCGCUGAACUUAUAGAAGAAAUGCGUGCAUUAAAAGAAAAGGUAUUGACUCUUGAGAAGAAACUUGAUGCCAACGCCAAGCAAGAGAAAACGGAAACGGAAUUUACCAUUGUGGACAAGAAUCAAGAGAAUGAAACGGAAAUUCACAAAACUGGCGUAUCCAAAGUAGGAGGAAUAAGGAACCGGACCAUGCGAAACUUCGAAUCUAAAUCCAUUAACGGUAAAAAGAUAAAAAGACAAGAGGUCACAAACGUUGCCUUUUAUGCGUAUCUAGGUGGAAAGCGUUGCUAUGCAAUGCACAAAGUCUUCAUUUUUGACACAGUGGAGACUAACGUUGGCAACGGUUACAACUCCCACGACGGCAUAUUUGAUGCUCCUAUCACUGGUGUAUACGUGUUCACAUAUACUGUGACCCCAGACUUUCACAAUUUUAUUUAUGCAGAACUUAUCGUAGACGGCGUGAUAAGGGAUGUCAUUAUUGCAGAUUCUCAAGAAAUCCACGAUAUUCAUCCAGCAACGGCCACUGCUGUUGUCCACGUAACUGCCGGACAGCACGUGUGUGUCCGAAAAGGGACGAACAGCAAAUGCAACAUCCUAAGUAACAACAUCUCUAAAACAACGUUUGCCGGAUGGUUGUUGUUUUAAUUCUCUUUUGAGUGUAAAGAUAAUUUUAUU
Ruditapes philippinarum (Manila clam) is the source of this 772-nucleotide messenger RNA. Its product is annotated as complement C1q-like protein 4. The transcript is spliced from 3 exons. Bases 17 to 742 code for a protein of 241 amino acids. Gene Ontology annotation, molecular function: protein binding. NCBI's taxonomy places the organism in Eukaryota, Metazoa, Mollusca, Bivalvia, Venerida, Veneridae. The record is from RefSeq and is a predicted model, not a curated record.